UUAUCUCAUGCUAAAGCUCUGUGCGCUCGGACUGAAAGCAUCCGCGCUGGAGGAGAGGCUGUGAGAUGCUUUUGCCGGGUGAACUGUGACGCACAAGUCAGGAACUGGCAGACAGCUGGGAAAGAUUACGUCGGCAUUGCUUCACCGAAGGACUUUAAAAUCCAGAUCACAAGACUCCGUAAAGUCCAGUACUAACUUAUAGCGACCACUACCUGAAGACCCACAGUGGUGACCAUGGACAACGGAGGGUUUUGCGACGAUAAUUAUCAGAGUGGAAGCAGUGAUGAUGAGCUGGUGGAUAUUUCAGAUGUCACAGUGGACUUCAGUGAGGAUGUCCCGCCUCUGGACCGAGAUUACAGCGCGGGCCGCUGUAAAGCAGAAUGGAGGCCAAACAACAGUCCCAAGCUUAUGGAUCUAUUGGAUGACACAGUUCCUGGCAUUGGCACCUAUGAGGACUUCAACACCAUCGACUGGGUUAGGGAGAAGUCUAAAGACCGAGAUCGGCAUAGAGAGAUCACCAAUAAGAGUAAGCAGUCCACAGUAGCCUUGCUCUUCAGCAUCAGUGAUGCCUUUUCCGGCUGGCUUCUCAUGCUUCUCAUUGGACUCAUGUCAGGGGCCUUAGCUGGAGGUAUAGACAUUGCUGCCCAUUGGAUGACAGACCUUAAAGAGGGCGUGUGUCUGAACGGGUUUUGGUUUAAUCACGAGCACUGCUGCUGGGCUUCCAACGAGACCACUUUCCAGGAAAGAGACAAGUGUCCUCAGUGGAAAAGCUGGGCAGAACUCAUGGUUGGAGUCAGUGAGGGGCCUGGAUUGUAUGUAGUGAAUUAUUUCAUGUAUGUGUGCUGGGCUCUUCUCUUCGCCUUCCUCGCAGUGAUUCUGGUGAGAGCCUUUGCCCCUUAUGCCUGCGGUUCAGGAAUACCAGAGAUUAAGACCAUCCUGAGUGGCUUUAUAAUUCGGGGUUACCUUGGGAAGUGGACUUUGAUCAUCAAGACCAUCACACUGGUGCUGGCUGUCUCGUCCGGUCUCAUUCUGGGGAAGGAGGGUCCACUGGUUCACGUAGCCUGCUGCUGCGCAAACAUCCUAUGCCAUUUCUUCACCAAAUACCGUCGAAAUGAGGCCAAGAGACGAGAGGUGUUGUCUGCAGCAUCUGCAGUGGGAGUGUCUGUAGCGUUUGGUGCUCCUAUUGGAGGAGUGCUUUUCAGUCUGGAAGAGGUCAGCUACUACUUCCCUCUGAAGACACUGUGGCGUUCGUUCUUUGCUGCUCUGGUCGCAGCAUUCACCCUUCGCUCCAUUAAUCCCUUCGGCAACAGCCGAUUGGUCCUUUUCUACGUGGAGUUCCACACUCCCUGGCAUCUUCUGGAACUCAUACCUUUUGUGCUUCUGGGCAUCUUCGGUGGCCUUUGGGGGGCUUUCUUUAUUCGUGCUAACAUUGCCUGGUGCCGUCUCCGAAAGAACACCUGCCUUGGGCACUACCCUGUCCUCGAGGUUGUGGUGGUCACCCUGUUCACAGCGUUGCUAGCGUUCCCAAUCGAGUACACUCGGAUGAGCAGCAGCGAACUGAUCUCAGAGCUGUUUAAUGACUGUGGUCUGCUGGACUCAUCGAAACUCUGCAGCUACACCAGCAACAGUGGAAGCGCAUCAGGAAGUGUUAAUGCCACUGCCGCUAAUGGUCUGGGGGCUCGGCUGGCGGGGCAAGGUCUCUAUACAGCUAUGUGGCAGCUAGCUCUUGCGUUGGUCUUAAAGAUGUUCUUUACCGUGGUUACAUUUGGCAUGAAGGUGCCAUCCGGUUUAUUCAUACCCAGUAUGGCGGUGGGAGCCAUAGCAGGCCGACUUCUUGGUGUGUGCAUGGAGCAGCUGGCGAUACGCCACCACGAACAGGACAUUUUCAGAGGCUGGUGCUCUCCAGGGGCAGACUGCAUCACGCCGGGUCUGUACGCCAUGGUGGGCGCAGCGGCCUGUCUGGGUGGUGUGACCCGUAUGACCGUCUCUCUGGUGGUCAUUAUGUUUGAGCUGACGGGAGGUUUAGAGUACAUCGUGCCCCUCAUGGCUGCCACCAUGACCAGCAAAUGGGUCGCGGAUGCUCUGGGUCGUGAGAGCAUCUAUGAGGCCCACAUCCGCCUCAACGGUUACCCUUUCCUGGAGGCCAAAGAAGAAUUCCGUCACAAGACUCUUGCCACAGAUGUGAUGCGGCCACGGCGGAGCGACCCACUGCUGUCUGUGCUGACGGAGAGCAGAAUGACUGUAGAGGAGGUGGAGAGACUCAUUGCAGACACCACCUACAGCGGCUUUCCUGUGGUGAUCUCACAGCAGUCUCCGAGAUUGGUGGGCUUUGUGUUGAGAAGGGAUCUGAUCAUAUCCUUAGAAAAUGCCCGGCGGCAUCAGGAGGGUGUGGUCAGCACGUCUCCCAUCCUGUUCACUGAAUGUGAUCCACCCAUGUCACCCAGUGCUCCUCCUGCAGUCAAACUGCGCAGCAUCUUGGACCUCAGCCCCUUUACGGUCACUGUGCACACGCCCAUGGAAAUAGUAGUGGACAUCUUCCGCAAGCUCGGCCUGAGGCAGUGCCUCGUCAUUCAGAACGGGCGUUUGCUGGGAAUCAUCACUAAAAAGGACAUUCUUAAACACAUGGCGCAGAUGGCCAACAGAGACCCGGAUUCAAUCCUCUUCAACUGAAGACUCUCAAGACUGAAUGGACACUCCUGCACACACACCUGAGGGCUGAAUCAUCCUGCAAUGAUUAUGAUGAUGGUGGUGAUGAUGAUAAUGAUGAUGAUGGUGGUGGUGGUGGUGGUAGGACUGUGUGUGUCGCUGAGGUACUGCUAUUAUACAGUGGUGUGAGAGUGGCCUAAGGCAGCUUUUCGUUCUUCCACCACUGGACCUGUUCAGACAGGAGCUGUUUAGCCUGUCCCGAGGCUACAGAGACAAUGUAAAAAAUGCUGUCCUCUCACACCUGUGAACCUCACAUCAGGCCUGAUCUGAAUUGUUGCCAUCGGGACUUGCUGUAUGUGGACCAAAUGCUUUUCCUGCCUACACGUAUAUAUUUAAAUAUGGGGAUCAACGACUUCUUUUUGGACUUUUUUUCUUUUUUUUUAAAAAUUAUGGUGCUUUACUCUUCUUAAAAAGUAGCUUUAACCAGCUUCAUAUGGUUGUUAGUCUUCCAGGCUGAUCUGGGUUGCUGGUUUUGGGCAUUUAUUUGAAGCGGAGACUAACUGACUGAGACGGUUUUAAGCCAGCCAACAAUCUAAGAGUAGUUCAAGCAAUUUUUUAGUAGGGUUUCCAUCCCUGGAGUGACGUUUGACCUCGAAAGGAACUUCAGAAGGGUGAGAACAUUCCUGAGAUGAUCUGGGAAAUGUGCGUUAAGGGUGUCUUGUCAGAACCUGCGUGUGUCGAGUGAUCCCUGUGGGAAGAUGUGCCGUCUUUUGUAGAAGUGCAGUGAGAUUUAGUGUAUCAUUUUGAAGUCACACAGAUGCACUUCCUCGAUCUCAUUUAUACAUGCUAGCAAAACGCCCUCAGUAGUGCCGUUCCUAUUUCUCACUCUUUGAGAAGGAGGCUUUGAAGAUAAAAUGCCACUCUUGAAAAGUUUAUAUGUGCGUUUGACUUCAAAAGGACAGUAGCCAGUGUCGAUUUUUAUGGUAAAAGAUGCAGUAAAAGGAAUGAUUCAUCCAAAAAUACUGUAAUUUACUCACCCUUUUGACAUUCCAAACCUGUAUGACUCUCUUUUCUUCUGAGAAAUAUAAAAUGAGACAUUUUGAGAGCGAGUCUCAGUGGGUUUUUCCUCGAUACAAUACAAACGAAUAGCGACUAAAACUGUUUGGCUACCAGAAUUCUUCAAAAUCUGUUCUUUUGUGUUCUGCAGAAGAAUAAAAGGUCAUACAGUUUUGGAUCAAAACGAGAGUGAAUAAAAGACAGAAUUUUCAUUUUUGUUUGAACUAAGCCUUAUGUUGUGUUAUGUUGAAGUGCCCUGGUUCUCCCUCUGUCGUUCCGCUUUUACAACAAGCUAUUUGGUCUUACCAGUGGCAUAUGUUUUCCAAAAAGUUUGCAGUGGCUGCCAAACAACCAAUUUCCACUUAGCUUCCCAAGCUGCAGUUCCCGUUUGGCACCACCAGGCGGCGCUAUCUCACAGACUGUUCAUUUUGGACAUUGUGCGCCAUUUGACUGAUUCUUGGCCCCGGUUUGCUUGCUGGGUGUGUUGCGGCAUUCUCUCAUGUCAUUACCUUUGGGACUCUUUACAUUCCCCCAACAUCUUUAUGCUCAUAUUGAGCACCUGGGCCCCUCCAUGCUGUCUUUGGAGAUGCGAAUCCAUUCCUCCGUCCAUCACCCUUGCAUGUAACCGCUGUCGUCCUCAGACAACCUCAGCGAAGCAUCUCCAGGCAACUCCCUUGUUUGUCCGUGAGGAUCCGAUCAUGACAUAACGAGAUCCUCCCUGUAAUGAAAGGGAUAAACUCAUACUGUAGUCCCUUUCCUUGGCACACUUGUUUGACUUUGUGUCUCUGUGCGUUUUAAAACCUCCACCCUCUUGUUUUUUUCCCCACCUGCAUUGGCAUUUGGGUUGUUUAUGACCUAUUAAAGGCAUUUGAUUCUUUUCAUGCCUGUUCUAAACGCUCUCUUUCCCUGCUCGCCGUAAUUCCCGGGAGUUGGAUUUGGGGCAGGGAGGUCGUGGAGGGCUAUUGUUCCCAUUCGCUCCUGCUCGUCUGGGCUCCCGGUCGCCAGGAUGUCCCCCGACCGCUUCCCUCAAGCACCGUCACGCAGCCCCGACCGCCUUCCACUCUUAGAAAGACUAUUUCCGGUCCAGUCUUUAAACAACGGGCGAUUCUGAACUGUUAUAAUAGAGCGGGGGGAAGAAAAAAAGAAAUUUUUGCGCUCUGAUUACUGAAAGAAAAGGUGUGUGUAUGUGUGUGAGUAUUUGUGUGGGGAGCCGUAAGGGUGUUGGAAGGAGAGAUUAUGCUUUUCUCUUUCGCCCUCCUUGGGAAAACAUGGGAAUAUGGGAGGAGGGAGAGGAGAAAAGGUUAAUUAAACAGUGUUCACUGGUCAGUGGAGGGAUCGUUUGACAAAGGUCCCUUCUGUGUCACACGGGGGGUUAUUGGAGAGACUUGGCACGGAGGAUUUCCACUCAUUCCUGCAAUCCGGGUGGGUGCUGAGCCUCUUUGCGCUGUAACCCAACACUCGAUUGGUGAAGAAGGAGCUGGGCCAGGACCGGGACCAAAUGAAAUGUUGUAAUGUAAAACAGGACACGCCACAGACCUCCUAUGUUCUUAUCUACAAAACGUAGGCUUCUUCUCACUUUUCAACUCAGGAAGCAGCAAGUAAACAGCUGUUUAGUUGACGUCUACUUGCCUUUUUCAAUGCAAACAGCCUGUUUCGGGCCUAAGACAAAUGUUAAACCGGAGUAAACUGCGUCAGUGAGCAUGUUUACAAUGUAUAUCCAAAGAAACCUGUGAUUUUUCUCGGCAAAAAUGUGAUACGGUUAUCACCAAAUUGCUUGGAAGGAAAAUAAAUAUGCAUAAUUUAUUCCAAAGCACUUCUCAGAGAUGAAGUACCUGUUGUCUGUUUUAUUGGCAAGAGUAUUAUGUACUUUAUGUAUUUAUUUGCACAAGUGUUUUCAAUUGUAGCAUUUGUACAUGACUGUGAUUAUAUCAUGUUGUCAAAUGAACCUUUGUACAUUUGAAUAAAUCUGAAUGAUGCAUUCCACGGAGACUGCAUUCGGCUAGAGGUCAAAAAGUAUGUGUUUAUGCUUCAGAUAUAGAAAGAAUCGUUGUGGCUUUAAGUUUUUGGUUUAUCUUGCAUAAUCAAAGACUCCAGGACAUUAAAAUUCCAGAAAUAUGAGCAUUUUAUUCCCUCGCAUCCCAAAUUACUCUGGUGGUUGUAGAAACAGACCCAUGCUGGUUCGUGUUAAAUGUGGUAUUUCAAGGAAAUUGCUGAGGGUCUCUUAAAACACCACAGGAUUGUGGGGCGAGUCUUAUUUGAUAUUGCUUCUGAACUCUGACUUUCUCACACCUUUUGAAGGCCAAUGUUUUAAUAACUAUUACUUUGUAACAGUAUUAUCAGCAAUAUUGUCUUUUGAAAAAGCACAAAUGCUUCUUAAAGUAGCAACAGUGUGCAAUGAUCUGUUUCAAGUGUCUUUUUGUUAGUUUUUUUUUUUUUUUGAAAAUUGUUCACAGAUGAUUUAGAGAAUAAUUUGACAUGGAUCUUUGAACAAAACACCCUUAUAAUUCGUCAGUUCAGGUUCAUUUUGCUUGUAGCAUUUGUUAAAACAAGCAUCGCUAUUAUGUACUUAACAGUUUGUUCUAAACUUCUAACCUCAAGUAUUGAACUUGAGCACAUUACUUAUCCUGCAC
Molecule: messenger RNA, 6332 nt
Organism: Onychostoma macrolepis
Lineage: Eukaryota; Metazoa; Chordata; Actinopteri; Cypriniformes; Cyprinidae
Gene: clcn5b
Product: chloride channel, voltage-sensitive 5b
Exons: 13
Coding region: 235-2670 (811 amino acids)
Biological process (GO): transmembrane transport; chloride transport
Cellular component (GO): membrane; early endosome; synaptic vesicle
Molecular function (GO): voltage-gated chloride channel activity
Source: RefSeq, a predicted model, not a curated record